AUGGAGGUUUUGGGUUGUUUGGCCACGGGCAACUGCUCGUGCACGGACACUCACACAUGUAAGUGUGUUGAGUGUCCCUGUUCCAACCAUCUCUUAAGAGAUGGUUGGAAACAAGGAGGAAGAAGACAGGGGUACGGGAUACCGCCGUGGCUAUCCGAUCAGCACUUGUUUGUGGUUACACCGUCAAGUAGACCGAGGCCAGGCACUCUUCCUUGUGCUCGGUGGGAUGGCCAGAGACGACAUUGUUUCCUGCCGCGGCCAUUCUUGCUCGCCGGACAUUCUCACUCACCGGAGGUACGACAGUCAGAAACACGUUGCAACCUGAAUGUGAUAUAUACAUGUAUAGUGAAGUCCCUUCUGCAAUACAUUUCACAUACUUGUACGUGUACAAAAAAUGGCGGGAGAACGAGAGAACGAGUGUGUGUUUUGUUCACCGUCGAGGGCUUGGAUGACGUUCCCUUCAGUGAGGAUGGGGGUGUCGUCGGCGAAGGCGAUCGGGAUAGAAAGGGGGGGAAACGAGAGGGCGGCGAUGGGAACGGCGGUGCACCGGGAGGGGCGAGUCUAAUGGCCAUUUCUGAGUUGUGA
Molecule: messenger RNA, 585 nt
Organism: Chondrus crispus (carragheen)
Lineage: Eukaryota; Rhodophyta; Florideophyceae; Gigartinales; Gigartinaceae
Exons: 1
Coding region: 1-585 (194 amino acids)
Source: RefSeq, a predicted model, not a curated record